AAUUAGUACUCACCAUGUUUCUGAGAAAAUAAUAAACCUUAGUUUUUGGAAGAGGCUUUCAUAGUGAAACUGUGAGACUAAAAUGGAAACCAUAUUGGUUCAGAUUUAUAAAAAAGAAAUGAAGUUGCCAUUUUUGGGUCAGUUUCUAUUCACUCUUAUUCCAUUCCUACUGAUUUUAUACAUUCUGAUCAGCAAGUUUUCUCCCAAAUCAAUCAAUAGCCACCUUCCUCCAUCUCCCAAAAAACUCCCUGUUCUUGGCCACAUGCAUUUGCUCGGAAAAUACCCUCACCGAUCACUUCGAAGCUUAGCUCAGAAACAUGGACCCAUGAUGAUGCUUCAACUUGGAUCUGUUCAAACUCUAGUAGUUUCAUCGCCAGAAACAGCUCAGGAAAUCAUGAAAACCCACGACUUGAGUUUUGCGAAUCGACCCGAGUCCGAAAUCGCCCGUAAACUCCUCUACAACCUCAAGAGUCUCUCAGUUGCGCCGUAUGGAGAGUAUUGGAGGCAGCUGAAGAGCACCUGUGUGUUGCAACUUCUGAGUAAUAAAAGGGUUCAAUCCAAUUACCACAUCCGAAGUGAAGAAACAGAGCUUUUGAUUGAUAAAAUCCGCGCAUCAGACGGACUGGUCAAUCUCAGUGAUAUGUUCAUGGUUUUGACUAAUGAUGUUAUCUGCAGAUCAUCAUUUGGGAGGAAGUACAGUGAAGGAGAAAGUGGGAAAAAAUUCAAGGAAAUUAUGAGUGAGUUUAUUUGCGUUUUGGGUGGAUUUGAUUUUGGUACUUUUCUUCCAUGGCUGGGUUGGAUUGAUCAUGUCAACGGUUUGAAUGGUAAGGUGAAGAGAAUUGGGCAGAAAUUAGAUGAGUUCUUUGAAGGAGUUCUUGAAGAGCACUGGAAUGCUGAUAAGAAAUUUGAUGAUGGAAAAACAGGGCAGGAUUUCGCCGAUGUUCUGCUCGAAAUCUACAGGAACAAUAAUAAUGUUUCAGCUGGGAAUUCCAUUGACAGGGACAGUGUUAAGGCUUUACUCCUGGAUAUCAUUUCUGGUGGAACUGAUACAACUUAUACAGUCCUAGAAUGGGCAAUGACUGAACUGUUAAGGCAUCCAACAGCCAUGAAAAAUCUACAAAUGGAGGUUAGGACAAUACUAACAAAUGGAAAGUCUGAAAUCAGUGAGAAGGACUUGGAAAAGAUGAACUAUUUGAAGGCGGUGAUCAAAGAAACUCUAAGAUUACACCCUCCCACGCCUCUGUUGGUUCCCCGCGAGGCGAUCAACCAUACUAAAGUAAUGGGAUUCGACAUUCCGGCCAAGACGAUGGUCAUAAUCAAUGCUUUUGCCAUCGGAAGAGACCCCAUAUCGUGGGAUGAUGACCCGGAAGAGUUUAGACCGGAGAGAUUCUUGAAGCAUAAUUCUGGGGUAGAUUUCAGAGGCCAUGAUUUUCAGCUGAUCCCGUUUGGAGCUGGCCGGAGAGGUUGCCCUGGGAUUUCUUUUGCUAUGGCUACCAUUGAAACUGUUCUAGCAAAUCUCAUGGUUUGGUUUGAUUGGAGUUUGCCUAAUGGAGAAGAUGAGGGAUUGGAUCUGGACAUGACUGAAUGCCCUGGUGUGACUAUUCAUAAAAAGAUUCCCCUGUAUGCUGUUGCGACACCUACUAAUUAAGGUGAAGGUGAUGGUAAUUUAUAUCAGUUUCGUUUAGGAAUUAUAGUGCUGUUUCAGUGUCUAAUAAAUCAUAAUGAUAGUUCCAAACAUAAAAGUCGAACACAAUUUGAGUAAUACAGUUAUGAUCAUUUAGGUUAAAGAAAUAGAAAUAUUAUUGCGGGACAGAAAAUGUAAGCUUUUUUAGUAAAGCUACUCCUCUUUGCAGGUCCUUAGUCAUAUGACAUCCCUUUCAAUUCUGUAGUCAAAUGACAAUUCAAAAUAGCAAUAGAUCAGGUCUAAAUGAAAGCAUAGUCAUGAUGAAUCUUCCAAGAGGAGGAGGCUGGUAUGUCGAUGUUGAACAUCACCGUGAUCAUCCUAGAAUCUGUACAUGUUCUUGAUAUGGUUGUGAAGAAAGAUAUAUAAGGGAAAGGACGUUGACUUGGUUUGAUGUUGAUUCUCUUUUCCUUUCAAAUUGACGAAGCCUGAAAUUAUGACUCCGGUUGAUCAGUGGAACUCCGCUUAGGGUUUCCUGCAAAAGAGGGCCUCGGGAGUCUUACGAGAGUAGACACUCCGAUUCUUAAGUCAGAAAUAGGGUUAUAGAGAAGUGUGUAUAUGAUUAUUGGUGCUAGAGAUAGCGUAUCUCAAUUAUAGAGUAAUCAUCCCUAUUUAUAGAUUUUGAAGAUGUUCGAAUCUCACUAGGUUUAGCACCCUUGCAUUGCCUCCACAGAGUCGGUUGGACUCUGGACUCGGUGAAUGGGGCGGUCCAAUAUAGGUGGUGGAUAUGGACUCGUCAAGUGCCCCUGUCAAAUAUUAGUUAUAUGAAAUAAACAAAAACUUGACAGAAAAUAAAACUGACCUGGACUCGGCCCAAGUUGACUGGACAAGUCUCAGCCCAUACUGCAUCAAGCAGGCCUGAUGGUAUAGUUCGCGGGCCAGGAUUCGAUUCGAGAAGGUGACCCGCUUCAUAAUCCCGCCCAAACUAUUCAACCGCGCUCAGAAAGUGAGCACAUUCCCCAAACGGCGGCUCUAUCAUCAUUACGGCCCCUUGAACUCCGCCCAAAACUAUCGAGCCAUGGGGAGUUGAACUCCUUAUUUAUAAUGGAGGGCUUGGGGUCAUCUUUGUUUUUUCACCACUUUCAAAACUCUGAAUCAAAAAACAUAGAAGCAACUCUUCUGCCCCUGCGCUUCACUCGCCGCUGUUUAGAAAGAACAUCCCGUUCCGUCGCCGGAGGUUUCUGCAUCUGCCACGGCCGAAAAGAUCCACCAUUUUAGGCGGAUAUAAUCUAAAAGGUCAACCUUGAAACCUGAUAGAAGUGAGUUCUUCCACCUUCUUGCUAUUAGUGUCUGCCUUUCUUUUUGCUUGAAUCUCGCUGGCUUUGCAUACAUUUUGGUAGAUAUGGCUGCAAAAAAUGUUUCCGAUUUUGUAUCCACCAUUGAUUCUACCCUGAAAGUUAAGGUAGUAGCUGAAAAAUAUAACUUCCUAGUAGAUCGAGAAUAUCGAGCCCCUGUAGAGGGCUAACUCUCCACCAGAGUGAAAAAUUAUUGUUUAAGAUCGAUUUAUGUUUCUAGGGCUUAGAUUCCCCUUUUUUCCCUGUUUGGAGCAAUAGUCCAGUGCUAUAAGAUUCAACUUGCUCGAUUCACCCCAAAUUUAAUAUCAUCUAUUCUCGGAUUUGCGAGACUCUGUGAACUGGUGAAAGUAAAGCCUCGAUUACUUGUAUGGAGGUAUUUCUUCAAGGUCUGUGUUCCCUCGACCAAAUUCAGGGACUGGUACAACUUGAAGAAAAACCCGAAAUCGAAGGCGAUACAAAUAAUAGAACUCUUCGACGGUGCCCCAUUUUGGAAACCGAACUAUUUGUUUGUAAAGGCACCGGAGAACUUCUGCAUGGCCUGGGAUUAUCGUGAAUCCCAUGGACUAGGUGUGAUAGUCGACGACUAGACUAAGUCUGACAAGGCUAAGAUCGAGAGAUAUAGGGCCGAUAUCAAUGCUAUGGAGGCUUUUAAGGAUUAUAUCAACUGGACAGAUGUUUAACACUACAUUCCUCCAAUUCCUGUCGAGGAUAAAAAAGGUACUAAUUUCUCUAUUUAUUUCUGUUGUAUUAGGUUAUGUCAUCGAGCAAAAACACCAACCGGUUGUUUGGUGACUCCAAGAUUUUUGAUGUUAAAAAAUCAGAUGAUGAGGGAUCCUGAACAAAGGUUGGCAAGAAGAGGAAGGUGAAAAAGCUGGCCAUAGCGUCGGACGCGGGAGUAAAGACGAAGAAAAGCAAGCAGGUCCCUCCUGCCGGGAAGGAAGGCUUGAUCGAGAAGGAAGUUGUCCCACAGGAGAUAAUCCCUCCGGCUGUCGAGACAGCCAAGGAGAAUCCUGAGAAUCCAACCUCUGAGGCCCACCUGGUUACAGAGUUGGACCCGGAUUGGAUUUCGGGGCCAAAGCCUCCUUUGGAGAAGAAGAAGAACACAGUCGAGGACACUGAUGUCUCCCCUGGGUCCUCGACUUACACUGCAGCGGCUGCCAUAUACCACUUUGGGGAUGUGAGAAUCGAGUGCCCCAUACUUGAAGAAACUGCUGCGACAAUGACUGAGGAGGAUACUCUGAAGAUGGUAAGUAUCGUUUGCAUCCUGAUUUGUUAUAGCCCGUGAUGUUGACAUAAGUUAUGAGGGUAUCCUACUUGUGACUAUAACAGAUGAGCACCUCGAUGGUAAGCUUCCUUAUGCGCCAGAGGAAGUUGAAAGAGGAGAUUGCUAGGCUGGAGCUCGAGAGAGGACUUUUCGAGCAAGAAAAGAUGAUCCGGGAGGAGUCAUGGAAGAGGGAGCAGCUGGAGCGUGUUGCCAAGGAAAAGGAGGUGGCCACCGUUCAGGCAAAGUACAAUGAGCUUGAAGCCAAGAUGAGGGAGUACACGAAAUCUCCUAUCUCGAGGGUAGACUUGCAAAAAUGGCUCAUCGCUUUUUUGGUCGAGGAUGCUGCCUACUGGUGGGAUGGCCAACGUAAUGCUUGGUAUUAGCGAGGUGGCCAAGCAGUUAGGCGGCCAUGGUGUAGUCGUUCUUGCUCUCGAGUGGAUGGAGUCAGGUAGGACCAUUAAUGCUGGCUGUUUGCAGUAGUUCAUAAGAAAAGACCCUCGUCGCGCCUUGCAUGAGGAAAUGAAGAAUGGGUUGAUGCAUCUCUCGACGGAGCAAUUCCCCCUCUUUAAUGCUCUGUGCAAUGCUGUCUUGCAGAUGGGUUCUCCUGAUGAGAUCGCUUCUUUUCUUGGUGAUACCCCUACAGUCUUACUAGGCAAACCUGGUGAAGAAAUGUGAGUGCCUGACCUUCCCCGUAAAUUCAUUGAGGUCGAGUUGGUUUCCGGUGAUGAUUCCGCGGAGGAAGCUGAUGAGGGUUGCGACAAGGAGAAGGAGCCAGAGGUCGAGAAGGAAACUGGAUAGACUCAAAUGCCGGACGAGGAGACCAAUGAGAGUCAGCCAAUCAACCUUCCGAGCCAAGGCGCUGUAUGAUAUUCUCUAUUGUAAUAGGAUUUCUAUUGGGGUUGUAGAUCCCUCCCUUUGUAGCGCUACUUGUUAGAGUAACUUUGAACAAGUUUUUCACAGUAUUUUGUUUGCCUAAUUCAAC
Messenger RNA from Oldenlandia corymbosa var. corymbosa, 5222 nucleotides. The record is from the annotation of a GenBank genome assembly. NCBI's taxonomy places the organism in Eukaryota, Viridiplantae, Streptophyta, Magnoliopsida, Gentianales, Rubiaceae.